AUGUUUAGUUUUAUAUCAGUUAAGGCAAUAUUUUCGAAUUACGCCAGUUCACUGGUGCGUAUUGUAAACCUAUUACCUUUUCAGGAUAAAACGUUGCACGAUGCUUUUAACUGUCCCGUGUUAACGUCUUCUUUGUUAUUGUCGCCGUCGCCGUCGCUGUUACCACAUGCGUCAACGUCUCUUGCUCAUGUUGUUCUCUCCUUCCAUACCCCUCCUCUGGCGAGAAGGGUACCAAGAGGGUUUGGGAGUGGUGCUGUGCGCUUCUGUUAUCAUCAUCAUUAUUAUAAUAAACAGAAGCAAAGGCUACAAGGAGAACAAGUUGCAUCUUCUAUGGCGUUUGGUGCCUUACCACUGUGGUAUCAGUGUCGUGGUUUCAUGACAAGUGGAACAGGCGGGGCAGAUAAUGAAAGAUGUGAAAUCGCAUCUUCUUCAGUACUGUCGGUGCAGGAUUCUCAACAGGAGGAAAAGCAAAAACAGGAACAGCAACAAUAUAAAAAGGAUAGACCAAGGUUAAUUUGUUUAGCCAGGCGUUCUGAUCGUUAUUCUGUUGGUGCUACUACUGUAAUCAGUACACAGUUAAGAAGAAAAGCAAUUAUGAACAGUGAAACUAGAAUGGUUGCUAAAAUUUCAAGUGGAAACUGUUCGUCCUCUCAUAUAGAACCCUUGGGAAAUUUGAAGGAAGAAAUUAAUACAGAGAAUGUGAGGAAUGACCAGAAAUUUGAGGAAGAAAAGGAGCCUAACAAUUACUCAAGUGGAGUAAAAGAGGAAAAUAAACUAUCAGUAUUUGUAAAUGCACCUCCAUUUCCUCAUUCUAUAAGCAGUGGGACUAGUAAUAGAGAUAAUAAUAUCCUUAUCUACAAUAUUUUUACACAUCGUGUUGUAAAACAUUCUGCCUCAAGUAUACGUGCUCUUGGAAUUCUGGGAAUUGGUGUACGUCACGAUACGCAGGAACUUGAUGUAGUAUCUCCUGAUGCCCUUGAUGAAUUACGCGUAAAACUUAUCGCAAAGGAGGUGAGUUGGCCACAAUCAUGGCGUAGUACCAUUUAUCAGCAACUUUAUUAUAUUCUUUUACGUUCAAAAGAUAAAGAUGAAGCUGUUUCUAAGGUUCAAGAGUUGUUGAAAACACAGUAUGAACGUAUUAAAAGUCGUCCUAAUGCUGGUGUUGUAGAAGAUAACACAAAUACGUCUAGUGGUGAUGGUACACCAGUUGAAAGUGGUAGAUACAAUGUUAACAUGACAUUCCAGGAACGAUUGUUAAGGUAUUGUGAUUUAAAUAAUGAACAACAACAAGUGGUAGAUUUUGUACUGGAGGGAUAUAAUACAUAUAUUGGUGGAGGUGCUGGUACAGGUAAAUCACUUUUAAUUCGUGUUAUUAAACAAGAACUUAUGAAUCGGGGUUUAUCUGUUGCUGUAACUGCAACAACAGGUAUUGCAGCGACACGAGUAGGUGGUACUACACUUCAUCAUAGUUUUGGAGUAAAUAUUUAUGGAGAAUUUAUGCGACGUGCAGAAUUACGAGCAUAUGAUGUAAUUAUUGUAGAUGAAGUUUCAAUGUUAUCAAAAGAGUUGUUUGAAUCUCUUGAAUAUCAAUUACGUCGAGCUAAUGGUGUGGAUUUACCUUUUGGUGGAGUACAGAUUAUAUUAUGUGGAGAUUUUCUUCAAUUAGGGGCAAUCGCUUCAACUCCACUUGUUCAUUCCUCAAUAUUUAGACGACACUUUGCAAUGCUCAAGUUACAACAUGUGGUACGUCAAGUAGGAAAUAGUCUAUUUGUACAACAACUACAAGAACUUCGUCGAGGUGUUGUUCCACAUGAUUUACAAGAUACUGUUACAUUUUUGUCACCUGCUGAGAGUGCAAAAGCUAUGAAAGAUAAAGGUGAAGGUGCUGUAAAAUUGCUUCCUACAAAUAAAGAGGUUGAUGCCAUUAAUCAGAGAGAAUUGGAUAAAUUACAUGGAGAGUUAGCGGUAUUUCCAUCUCACCUUUGUUCUCCAACUUUGGCGGGUCGUUGGUCUGCUACUUACAUGUUACAAAUUCAGGAUGAGAGUAUGAAUAUAUCAUCUAAUAUAGAUAAACUAACCCUUAUUUUGGAGCAGUAUGUUCUUGAAUAUGUUAGUAAAGUACCACAUGCUUCCACCUUAACUCUCUCCCUGCUUGGUCAACGACAUAUUGUUCUGUAUAAACUAUUUGUAGACGCCUUUGCUUUUCGCGUUCGUAUUCCAGCGGAGAUGAAUGAAAAGGAUGAGGCGGGACUUGCCGCCCAUCUCCGCUCACUUGAGUCGUGGCUGCCAGCACAUGGUCUCGGCGUUUCACUGCGGGAGAUCAUCACAUCCCCCAACGGCCUCCACACAGACGCCGAUGAACACACACUCACACGCCAAGCCGCUCAUGCCCCGAUGGCGGCCCCACUGCGACUUAAAAGAGGCGCCCGCGUGAUGCUCCGCACGAAUCUCACAUCGGAACUCGUCAAUGGAAGUAUCGGCGUCGUUGUUGGAUUUACAGAACUUCGUCCAGGGAAACUACCACGUCACCUCGCCACACCCGCACGACUGGAAGCCAUGGAAGCAUAUAUUGACUCUCUAUUGUACGAACAUGGAUUUGAUGCCGCACUGGCACCAGAAGUUGAUUUUGGUGGAGGAAAAAUUGUUGUCGUGCCUCCCACAACAUUUACUGUGGGAGGACUCUCCAAUACAAAUCACUAUCAUAUGGGCAUCGUAGCGCUUCCGCUCAGUCUAGCGUAUGCGUUCACGGUGCAUAAAGUACAGGGACUCACUUUAGUAGGUCGUGUACACCUUGAAUUAUCCCGUAUGUGGCCUUGUGAACAUCUUCUUUAUGUUGCGAUGAGUCGUGUGCGUAACCCGGAGCAGUUGACCGUUUCAUCAUUCCAAAAUGAUUUAGUACGUUGUGCAACAGAAUGUUUACUAUUUGAUGAUUCCUUACCCACUGUUGAGAAAGUGAAGGUUCUGCCACACUUUUUCCAGUCUACAUGGCGUCGUACACCAGGUAGACGUAAAGCCUCCCUUCGGGAGAAACUUAGAGCUGAGGUAAAACGGCGGCAGUGGCAACAGGAGAAGGAAAGAGAAAUGGAAGAAAAUAAUGGGGAUAAUGCAAAAAGGCAAAAGACUACGCUAAAGAAAAAUGUGGACAUUAUACAAGAAGUUAUUUAG
Messenger RNA from Trypanosoma theileri, 3165 nucleotides. Its product is annotated as PIF1 helicase-like protein. Lineage: Eukaryota; Euglenozoa; Kinetoplastea; Trypanosomatida; Trypanosomatidae. Gene Ontology annotation, molecular function: DNA helicase activity; ATP hydrolysis activity. The transcript has a single exon. Bases 1 to 3165 code for a protein of 1054 amino acids. The record is from RefSeq and is a predicted model, not a curated record. Gene Ontology annotation, biological process: DNA repair; telomere maintenance.